AUGAAGGCAGUUCCGCCUGGUUCAAGUGUCCUUCGUUCCCCACUUCAAUUUCGAAAACGACCACAAAAGAUUGUGUAUGAAGAAGAUUCCUUACGACGAAGAUUCUAUAGAGAUCAUCCUUAUGAAUUAUUGCGACCUCAAAGCUUAAUCGAAAAGGAGAUACCUGUUAGAGAAGACUGGAGCACCUUAUUGGGUGCUGAACGUGUUGCUGAAGAGCAAGCGUUAGCAUUUGGUGCCAAACGACCUUUGUCUCAAACUGAGAGGGUAUUAAUAUUAGAACAAGAAAAUAUUAAGAAAUGCCCGCCAAAAGUAACGGUAAU
This is a messenger RNA of Racocetra fulgida, 320 nucleotides long. NCBI's taxonomy places the organism in Eukaryota, Fungi, Glomeromycota, Glomeromycetes, Diversisporales, Gigasporaceae. The record is from the annotation of a GenBank genome assembly.